CCACUGGUGGCAUAUUAUUGUAUCGUCAUGGAAACUAUCACCUUCAUUCCUUCAUGGCUGCCAUUCUGGGUGGCAUUGAGUGUACAGUACUUAGGAGAAGCUAGUCAGAUAUCAGCCAAUAUUGACAUGCCCUGCAACACUGGACAAGAGUAUGUGCUUGGCCUAGGUGACUAUUUGUCCGUUGGUGCCAGAGGAAACCAGUUUUUCACAGGCUCCUGUGCCAUAAGUUUGACAGCAAAAGACAAGAAUUUUAAGUGUAAUAAGAUCUGUUUCUCGAUGGACUCCUUUCGUUUCACCACCUGUGACAUCAUGUUGAGUUUCUAUGACUCCGGAGUAUGGAAUUUUGGCACGGCUAAACCAGAAUUUAGUGGUACAUGCCGGGCCCCCGCACGUGGUGACUGGUGUACCAGUGGUACCACUGCAGUGGUGAGACUGGAGAAUUUGCGUGGAAACCUGGCACGGAUGGUGGGAAAGUAUGAACUGCAAAUGACUGCCAGUGCUCGGUGUUCUCAAGAAAAGGCAGAUAUAGAACUGAUUGAAGCCAAUGGUGAAUCAACCUCAGGUGGUAUCAGUAUGACUGUGAUGGUGGGCGCAGUGCUCGGUUGUGUAAUUCUCUGUCUCUUGAUGGCCGUCAUAUUAUUGGCUGUAAUGUAUCGGAGAAAACAUCAGCAGCAAACUUACCGCCAGGCAGCUACCACAAUCUCAAACACACCAAUCUCACCAGAGACGUCGUACCGCCCUGUACAAGAGAGUUGUGGCGUUAUUGACCAAGUGGAUGAUGACUGCACGCCUGCAUUACUGAAAGAAAAAUAUAAUUGUGAACGUGAACGUACACCUUCUCACCCUCGACUUCCAACUGCGCCACCUGUUGAUGAUUGUUACACAGAUUUAAGACCCCCUAGUUACAGCUACUGUGUAGCUCCCCCUGAUUAUAGCGGAACACCAAUGGACAGUUCUGUUCCGAGGGACGACAACCCACUCUGAUGUAUAGAGGAGACAAAAUUAAAAAUAAAUGACUUUGACAUUCAAUCAUGCAUAUCAAAGUUUGAAGAGUUAUGUCCCCUUUGAUUGAAUUGUCUCCAAAAGAGGUCUCCCUUAGCCUCUCUA
Molecule: messenger RNA, 1107 nt
Organism: Ylistrum balloti
Lineage: Eukaryota; Metazoa; Mollusca; Bivalvia; Pectinida; Pectinidae
Exons: 5
Coding region: 28-984 (318 amino acids)
Source: RefSeq, a predicted model, not a curated record